Molecule: messenger RNA, 2493 nt
Organism: Trichoderma virens Gv29-8
Lineage: Eukaryota; Fungi; Ascomycota; Sordariomycetes; Hypocreales; Hypocreaceae
Exons: 6
Source: RefSeq, a predicted model, not a curated record
AUGCCUUUAACAGUUGGUUCAAUCUCACUCCCUGCUCGACGUAUCAUUCGUGAUGCCUUCAAGGAGCUGCAGCGGACAGUGUCGCCGCUAGAGGCAAAAGACUUCCAAAAAAUGACGCUAGAAGACGUUCAAAGAGCGACACUUGAGAUUGAGAACCAGCUAGCAGCCAGGAAGAUGCUCAGAAAUAUGCGCCGUUUGAUGCCGUUGUUCCAAGGGCUGGAACAUUACUCAAAGUCGAUUGAGGUGCUCUGCAAUGGCACGCCAUAUCUGCCCUGGAUUUGGGCUCCUAUAAAACUCAUUCUUACGGUAAUCGCAUCAGACUUUGUCGAAGCUAUUGAACGAAUCGUCGCCGCCUAUGCACAAAUUGCAGAAUCUUUACCCAGAAUCGAGAUACUUAAUCAAGCUUUUAGUAAAAGAAUUGAAUUUCAAGAGACCUUGGCCAUUUUUUAUGCAGACAUAUUGACGUUCCACCGCCACGCUUACCUCUUUGUUCGGAGGAGUAGCUGGAAGAUAUUUUUUCUCACAUCAUGGGGUCGAUUUCAACGGCGGCUCGACACAAUUCUCACUAAUAUAAAAGCUCAUGAAGAAUUGAUUGACAAGACCGCUAAUGCCGUCAAUAUCUUGGAAGCCUCCAAGAUGAGGGAAAGUCUACGUGAUCAAAGAAAUGAAAGCCUUAAUGAGGUUGCAAAGCAAGAAGAUGAAGACUCAACUAAACAAUAUCAGGCCAUCGUUGGAUGGUUGAAGAUGGAUGAUACAGACCAACAAGUCAUCUUUGACUCAAUCGCCUCAGAAGCAGAAAAGAGUGAAGGGACUUGCAACUGGAUAUUGAAGCAACCGACUCUCGUCUCAUGGAUGAAAUCACAGCCGGAAACUCCAUUCGUUUGGCUCCAGGGCAAUCCGGGAACGGGCAAAAGCGUGUUGACAACACAAAUUGACGUUUUUCUUCGAGCUAGCGAUCAGUCUCUUGUUAUUCGUCAUUUUUGCACCUAUUCAUACGCAUCAUCAAUCCAAUUUGACCAAAUUCUCCGAUCUCUACUUCUUCAACUGGCUCGCUCGAACAGUGACCUAAUAACUUAUAUUUAUGAAGAAUUUGUCUUGGCCAAACAAGCCGUCACGAUCAAGUCGCUCUCUCAACUAGUUCGUACAAUUUGCGAAGCUAUCUCACCUUUACCCUCCAAGAAGAAAUACGUCCAUAUCAUUCUUGAUGGAUUAGAUGAAUGCGAUGCUGAGAAACAAGGACGAAUAAUAAACUUACUGGAGUCGCUCAUAUCUGUGGGGGGUCCGACGCACUCCAAAGUCUUGAUUUCUAGUCGGCCAUCACCAUUGUUAACAAAGAGGUUCCGAAAACGGCCCACCGUUUCACUUCUAGACGAAAAGAGCAAAAUUGAUGAGGCCAUCAAAAUUUAUGCUAAUCAGAAGCUAAGUCUCCUCCGCAAUCGAUUCUCGGAGCUUGGCAUUUGUGGCACAGAUAUUACGGAGCUCUCUCAUAGCAUAUCCUUGAAAUCUGACGGUAUGAGUAUCCUUUACGAACAUAUUCUGUCGCAGAUAGUUGCCAGGCUAGACACUCGAUCCAUGGGACGAAUCAAAUCUAUCUUUGGAUGGAUAGCAUUUGCCAGGCGCCCACUAACACAAGUUGAAUGUCGCUCAGCUAUGGCAUUUAGUCAAGGAGAUAUAGAGACUCCGGUGAUGCCACCCCAGUAUAUUUUUGAAAUGUGCAUGCCGCUUAUUCACGAGAAUAAGGAUAAAACUUUCUCAUUCAUUCAUGUUUCUGUCAAGGAUCACCUCAAAUCAACAGAGAGUGCGAUGGCUUUGAAAGAUACUUAUGCGUUUUGCGAACAUAGCAUAGCGUCCAUCACCUGCCUACUUGCCGGUUUUCGAAUCUUUGAUACAACAUACGACUCAAAUGAGCGAAAUUUGAGGAUUUUGAGAGGCCUUCAUGGUUUUCACAUCUACGCAACAGAGUACUGGCUUGAAGACCUACUAUGUAGCAACGCUACUAUAUGUGAUGACCACGAGGUUGCUUCCCUUCUGUGCUUGACAGCCAAAGCAUUAGCGGACCGGCUGAACACAGCGAGGAUCUCAGCAGAGAUUUCAGUGCAGCAAGAAUCGGAUACGUUAGAUACUCGAUUGGACAAGUUCGCAAAUCUGGGAGCCAUAUAUGACAUGCUACGAUCUGCUUUAAGAGAGCGGUCCACGAAAGCUACUUCUGACCAGGCCAAGCAAGAGACCUUUUCUACAGAUAUUAUAGGGCUCGCGCCACAAAAUCUCAAAGACCUUCUAGCAAGCUACCAAGCCAGCAUCCGAUCUCUAUUGAUGAUCCCUUCGUUCCCAGGAAUUACUUUCGAGGAAUUGGAGAAAUUUAAACGAGAGUUUCGAACGGCCGCAUUCACUUGCCGUGUUCCAAACUGUCCCCGUGCAGCCACGGGCUUCGCCGACCAGAAAAAACUAUCAGAGCACGAACGAACACACACGCAACACAUCGUUUGUACGGUU